Molecule: messenger RNA, 771 nt
Organism: Vigna radiata var. radiata (mung bean)
Lineage: Eukaryota; Viridiplantae; Streptophyta; Magnoliopsida; Fabales; Fabaceae
Exons: 1
Coding region: 91-519 (142 amino acids)
Source: RefSeq, a predicted model, not a curated record
GCAGUUUGAUAUUAAAUUACAUGUCAUAAACCUUGGGUUCAUAAAAGAGGCUCCUUUCUCACAUUAUCCAAACAUACAAAACCACUUCUCAUGGCGACCCAAUCAACUACUCUCCAGCUCACCCUUCUCUCAGUUGAAGGUUUUCACGUCAGAGGAAAACCGGCCAACACCAACGUCUUCGCGGUGGUUCGCGCCGACUCCAUUGCCAGCCACACGACGGCGACGGCCACGGAGAGCAACGGGUCGCUGUCCUGGGAGGAGACGUUUUCGUUGGAGGUCGGGCCUUACGCGAGGUGCCUGACUAUUGAAGUGAAGUGCAGGACGGGAGCGGGAGAGAGAGAUGUCGGCGUGGCAAGAAUCGCGCUUUCGGAUUUUCUAGAAAGGUCGGUGCCCGGCAAUAGAUUGCAGUUGUGCUACAGGUUGAGGGACUGGGAUGGGAGAGAAAACGGGACCGUUAAUUUCUCCGUCAGAGUGGUAGCAUCGCCACAGCCUCACGCCGCCGCCGCCGAGAAUGGUUGAGGUCGUCGUUGGGUGGAGUUGUCACCGGCGUUCCGUUUGGUUGAAGGAGUGAUCGAGAAGUAGCAGUAGCAAUAUUUGAUUGGUUGAAUGUGGUUGCAAUGUUUGGUAUCUUCUGGGUUUUGUUUGUGAUUAUUUGACUUUGAAUAUGUAGGAGCUUUCUAGGUGUUACUUGAAUGUAUUUUUAACUCCUUCUCUUCUGACUUUCUAUUUUCAAGUUAAAGAUGAUGAUUUGAUAUACACAUUUUUUUUUUA